GAUGUCCAAGGUCCCUACUUACCCGCUUGCUCGGUGUUCGGGGAUUUCUCUACUAGUAAUGCUGCUUGUUUACGUUCAUGUUUACACUGUUGGACCUUCAGCGAUGAUGUCGACUUGAUGUAGAACAGUGGGCAGCAAUAGAUAUCUAUACAAGAAUGGCCAGGAUGCCACUCAAGACCUUGGCCCUGUUAUGGAGGCUUCCCUGCAACAGUCAUACUCCGCGCACCACACCAACACUUCGACAAGAAACCGAGAAGUUGGCCUUUCUUGGCCAGAACCGUAUUCGUAUUCCUGUUAUCCGCCUGCGCAGAGGCGUCAAGAAGUGUCUGAUCUUGGAAGUUGACGCAGAUUGGGGAUCGCCGACACUCGACAACAAGGACGGUGCUGGCAUCAUCAAGUUAUUUGUGGGAAACAAGUGAGCACCCCUCCCUAACAUGUGGCCGCUACUCUUCAGCUUGCAGUCCGAAACUGCCUCACGCUACCCGUAUGGCCCCCUUUGG
This is a messenger RNA of Neurospora hispaniola, 500 nucleotides long. RefSeq lists its product as uncharacterized. Bases 156 to 419 code for a protein of 87 amino acids. The transcript has a single exon. Lineage: Eukaryota; Fungi; Ascomycota; Sordariomycetes; Sordariales; Sordariaceae. The record is from RefSeq and is a predicted model, not a curated record.